AUGGCCCCGCAGAGCGACCGCUCGCCGGACGAAGGGCAGCCGUAUUUCGGCGGUGCCGAGGACCCCCCCUCGGCGGCCGGCGGGGCCUCCGGGGGCAGCAGGGGCGCCUCGCCCGCCCGCACCGCCCUGGCCCCGCGGGACACGGCGGCCCGCAGGAAGGCGAAGGCGCGGCGGGGCCGCGGCAAGGCGCGGAACGAGGGCUUGCUCAGCAAGCAGAAGAGGAGCCGGCGCAUGAAGGCAAACGACCGGGAGAGAAACCGCAUGCACCACCUCAACUCCGCCCUGGACGCUCUCCGCAGCGUCCUGCCCACCUUCCCCGACGACGCCAAGCUCACCAAGAUCGAGACGCUCCGCUUCGCCCACAACUACAUCUGGGCGCUCACACAGAGCCUCCGCCUGGCCGAGCAGAACCUGCCCGAGCCCCCCGCGCCGCCGCCACCCCCCGCGGCCGCCGCUUCCCCCGGGCCCUGGGACUCGCCCUGCCCUGCGGCCCCGCCGCCCGUCGCCCUGCGCCGCGGCCCCGCCGCCUUCCCCGCCUUCCUCUGA
Vidua chalybeata is the source of this 546-nucleotide messenger RNA. It is a transcript of the gene NEUROG3, whose product is annotated as neurogenin 3. The transcript has a single exon. Gene Ontology annotation, molecular function: protein dimerization activity. Lineage: Eukaryota; Metazoa; Chordata; Aves; Passeriformes; Viduidae. Bases 1 to 546 code for a protein of 181 amino acids. The record is from RefSeq and is a predicted model, not a curated record.